UAGGCGAUCCCGAGUUAUUCUGAGCCGAGACACCGAGUGGAGUAGACGUGUGAAGUAGUGCUCCGAGAAUUUGUUUCUUCCACUUUUGCAUCAUGAUGCAUACCUUACUGUACUCUGAGAUGAGCCAGGCUGUGCCCGGGGGCACAUCGGUAAGCCCUGGCCACGAAGGUGGCUACGGGGAAUGCCAGGUUCCCUCACCAUCCCAGUGGUCCGACCCCUGCUACUCCCCUCCUUCAUUCCACUCCCCUCAACAUCACCCUGGGGAGCUUGAAAAGGUGAAGGAGGAACCCUUCUCCCCAUCUAACUGCGGCAACUUCCCACCCUCUCCUCCGGCUCCCCACCAUGUCUCUCCCUAUGCUCGUCCGCAACCCAACCUGAAGAAGGAAGGAUUUGAGGGCUCACUCAACCUGUCGGAGCUGCUGGCGGAGAACCAAGCCUUGACGAACGUGCACCAGCAGGCACCCCAUUAUGCCCCUUACCCCGACCACCCUCUUCUGCGAGGCCGCCUUGAAGACAACACCUUCCAGAAGAAGAUGGCUGUGCCCUAUAAGUCGGUGUCGUCCACCAUCAUGAAUGAGGGGCUGGGGUUCCUGGACAUGUUGGUGGACGUGAAGCAGGAGGUGGAGGAAGAGGUGAGCGUGGGGUCAUCAUGUGGGUCGCCUGCUGUCCCCGCCCCGCCGCCCUCUACCUCUCCCACGACAACCAGCACUGCCGUCGCUUGCCAGAGGGACAUCCUCGAGACGGUAGAGCAACUGGCCCUCGAGCAUGCCAGGAUGGACGUCCAGCGCGUCUCAGACUCCCUCAAAAUCCCCCGGGACCCCACCUUGUGGAGCGUGGCUGACGUGCGCGCCUGGCUCAACCUGCAGGCAACCCAGCUUCAGCUGCCGCCACUCAUGCUCAAUUUCUGGAACCUGGGCGGCCCUGCGCUUCUUAAACUGACGGAGGCGCAGUUCCGCCAGCUCGCUCCCGUAGGUGGUGAGCUGCUGUAUGCCCAGUUGGAGAUCUGGCGGGGAGCUCUGCGGGCGGCGCCCAAGCUCCCCCAGUACCAACACUGGUAUCGCCUUUACCCUGACCAGCCCCUCAUGCCAGCACCGCAGCAGCAGCAGCACCAGCAGUGCCAGCAGCAAGUGCCCCAGGCACCCCAGCUGGAGUCCCCAAGCCAGUUAAGCUCUUCAAGUCAGCUUGGCUCACCGAGUCAGCUUGGCUCGCCGAGUCAGCUUGGCUCGCCGAGUCAGCUUGGCUCGCCGAGUCAGCUUGGCUCGCCGAGUCAGCUUGGCUCGCCGAGUCAGCUUGGCUCUCCGAGUCAGCUUGGCUCACCGAGUCAGCUUGGCUCACCGAGUCAGCUUGGUUCUCCGAGUCAGCUUGGCUCUCCUGUUCACUUAGGUUCGCCAUCAAGCCCUCCUAUGUCCCUAACUACUAACAUGGGUCAAGUGCCCACGCCUGUAGUGCAGGUGAAUCGGCAGCAGCAGCAGCACCUCCAGGCUGGUGGUGGCGCAGGUACUUGCCAGCCCCAGCCAGGCGCCCCGGCCCCACAGCCUCCACAGCAGCAGCAAGCCAGUGGCACCGUCUAUCUGGAGGAACAAUGCCUAGACAUGACGGCCCUUCUCCAGCAGCAAGCCAGCAGCCCCAAGGCCGCCCACAUCGCCCGUGUCCCCGCUCACUCACCCCAGGACGACGCCUUUGAUUCUGAUGAAGAUGUUGAGGACGAAGUGUGUAGCGGUGGUAGCGGAAGCGGCGGUCGCGGGGGCACCCACAUCCACUUGUGGCAAUUCUUGAAGGAGCUCCUUCAGCAGCCACAGCUGUAUGGCUCCUGCAUCCGGUGGCUGGACAGACAGAAGGGUGUGUUUAAGAUUGAGGACAGUGUGCGUGUGGCGAGGCUCUGGGGUAAGCGCAAGAACCGUCCCGCCAUGAACUAUGAUAAACUCUCACGAUCCAUCCGUCAGUACUACAAGAAGGGCAUCAUGAAGAAGACUGAGCGCUCCCAGCGACUGGUAUAUCAGUUCUGCCACCCCUACUGUCUGUAGGGCGCGGCCAGACCUCCCCAGAGUGUGCUUGAGUGUACCUGUGUGAAUGACCAACCUAGCGUUAAGGGGGGGAAGGUAAUUUCCCCUAUUCCCGCACAAGGUCGGUGGACAACUCGGCCUGAGACAGGCCUGAGGUCCACAACAAGGCCCUGUGCGUUAUUUUUACACCAUAUAUCUAUGAUAUAUCCCCAUGUGUAAGUUCUAUGAACUUCGUGUUAUACACGUUCGUGGUGACAUCAGUUAGUGUCGCCCGAGCAGUCUGUAGGCCUAUGUUAUUGUUACCUAGCUCUAUGGUAGGUUUAAGUUAUAGUGUUAAGGUGCAGUGAAAUUGGCUGGAGGGUGCAGGGGAUCAGCCAAGUAUUAGCCGGGCCCCUGCACCAGUGCCUGCCUGUAUUACUGUUUAUUUCCCUAAGAUGUUGUAGCUGUUAAAGUAAUAGUGUUUAAGGUCGUGGUGUGCGAGUGUUGCACCAGACGUUGCCGUGGGGGCGGGCUGAGGGACCGGCCGACCCCUCCCCCAUCCUUACGGCCCAGCGGCGACCCUUUCACCGCCUUCAAGUGAUAUCGCUGAAGGGGGGCGCCGCUCCUGGAUACCGGACGCCCGCAUCUCCUCCACCUAAGGUGGUGGCCACGCGGGCGUUAUGGACUUGGUAUAGUUGUAAGUGUAUCUCACGACGUUACCAAGUCCAACGGGGGUGUGACAGUGAUAUUUGUAGUCUUCGUGAGAAUGUGUGAGUACAUGCUGGCGCGCCUCAUGUGCGUGUGUGUAUAGGCUCGUGGACGUGGUUGAGAUGUGUGUUAGUCUACGCCUUAACCACGACCACUUAUCACCUAGGUCAACACCCCCACCUAUAUUUUUAAAUGUAACAAAUAUAUUUUGUUAAAAUAUAUACUGUAUUGAUUAUUUAUUUAUGCUAUCAAGCACAUAUAUGCAAAUGCCAAAAAAAAAAAUUAUAAUAAAUUAAAAAAAAAAAUCCCCCACCACGUCAUAAAUGAAGAAGAUACAUAAGUCAUAUGUAUUGUUUUCUUGUCCAAAAUAAAUUCCACCCAAAUUGA
This is a messenger RNA of Homarus americanus (American lobster), 3077 nucleotides long. It is a transcript of the gene Ets98B, whose product is annotated as DNA-binding protein D-ETS-4-like. Lineage: Eukaryota; Metazoa; Arthropoda; Malacostraca; Decapoda; Nephropidae. The transcript is spliced from 4 exons. Gene Ontology annotation, biological process: regulation of transcription by RNA polymerase II; cell differentiation. Gene Ontology annotation, cellular component: nucleus. The coding region runs from base 93 to 2024 and encodes 643 amino acids. Gene Ontology annotation, molecular function: sequence-specific DNA binding; DNA-binding transcription factor activity, RNA polymerase II-specific. The record is from RefSeq and is a predicted model, not a curated record.